GAUCAUUGGGCAGGCAUGUAGUAUGUAGGAGGAUAUGGUUUCGUUUGAAGUUUUGCUCGUGGUACUUUUGUUAGUUUCCUUGAGCAAUAUUGUUACUUUCGUGAACUUGCAGAAAUGAUCUUUGGAAAGUCUCAGAAAGGUGUAAGAAAAGUGCAAGCACGAACUUUCGAGUGAGCCCAAUUCGAGUUUUGUGUGCUACUGGUCAGACAAAUUGUGUAUCUGCAAACUACAUUCUGGACUUUUAUUUCGCCGUCUUUACAUAUCGUAACAAUAUGCCAAGGAAAUCGGCAACAUGGUUCCAAGAUCCCAUUUUCAACCGUUAUUGGCAACACUAUUAUGGGACAUUAGAUUGGUUUCAUCACCACAAGCAAAUUAUGUACGAAAUCGAACACCAAGCAUCACGUUCGGAGCCUCCUGGCUAUAGCACACCACCAAGGUACACACAUCACCAUCGCCACAGUGGACAAGCAUCGCCAAAUUCAAAGCUGAAGAAGCAAAACUGUAGCGUGAAGCGCAAACGACGCCUUUCAGAGCCUUGUCCACUAGAUGUGGAAGCCACAAGAGAUACAAGCGAUGGGCUUGAAAUGGAAGUGACUGAAGAAAUUAUCGCAUUCUUCCAACACAGCGAAAAGCAUCGUCAAGAGCUUAAAGCUGCAAGGAUGGCGAAGAAAGAGGCUGAAGAGAAGGCUGGUUCAACGGGAAAGGACAAGGGUCGCCUCGGAGGAAUGGUGGCUUUGAGUGAGCAGAGGAGACGGCGGACUGCUGAAAUGAAAGAACUUUAUGGGUCUUCAGCUGCUAUGGUUCAUGGGAUGGAAACUGCGAUGCAACUCUCCUUUGACCGCUUCUGUGACCUGCAGCAACCAAGGCACUGGCCGAACAUUCCUCUCAAGCUCUGACUUGUGUACAUGUACAUGUACAUCUACAUCUACCACACCAUUGAAGCACUCACUGGUAUUCUGAGUCUAUCCAUGAAGACACUUUGAGAGCAGCUUCUCCCGGCACAACUCCAUGUAUGUCUGCUUCACCUUGUUGGCAAUAUCUUGGGGCAGUCCAGCCUUCUCCUUGAACUGACCUGGUCCUUCCUCAGCAGCAUUCUUCUGGAAGAGGCACCAACCCAUGCAUUGGCUUCUUCUUCGACGAACAGCAGUGAAAAAAUGAUACUACUACGGCACUUUUCGUGGCCGUCAAAUCGUUUGGAUUGCUUCGUAUAGCAAUGCCGUAGUAGUUCUGAAGCCCGUCAAUGAAGGAGUCUGUCAGCUUCCCUUUUCCUCCUAGUCCAGACAUUGUUUUCUUAGAUUUAUAAUAAUAAUAAUAACGGGAGGUAAUAGCGGAAUCGGCAGUUUAUUUCGAAAAAAAGUCUGCGAUCAUUCUCUGCUGCUUUUUCUUGAACUCAAUCGCCGACAAACUUCGUUCGAGCGCGUAAACGUGACACAGAGAGCCUUCUUCGUUCUCUUCACAAGAGAAAAAGAGACGCGCAACAUUGAGCGCCUCUAUCACUUGCGACGCAGAUGGGCACACCUGUGGGUCCUCCUCUUCACCCUCAUCAUCGUCGUCGCAAAUGUCUGUAGGCGCGUUCUCGCUGCUGACAACCUCACAAAUGAUGUCCUCGUCGGUCAGUGCACCGCAGACAGCCACACCACUAUCCGCAUUGAUGUAAUCACUGAAGUUCACAUCAUGGAGCACGUCACUGAUAUCCUCACAGGCCACCUCUAGCGCUGCAGCACUGUCAGAAGCCUCCGUGUCGGCAACAACAAAUCCACAGUGCCUGAAGCAGUUAGAGAUCGUUGCCACAGUAACUUGAUGCUGCGCUCGCGCUAGCAUAUGCAUGGCAGAGAGAAGGUUAACACUGUAAUUUCCUGCGCACAAUAUCGUACGUUCCAGGAUAUGCCGCCUGUAGAAGGACUUGACGUUCUUGGUGAAGAUACCUUGGUCCAUCGGCUGCAGGGCGGCUGUCUUGUUGGCAGGCAGGAAGGCAAGCUCAAUUGACUCGAGCUCAACAUCCACCUUCUGAGCGGAACAGUUGUCCACAAUCAACAGCACCCGCCGUUUCUGCAGCUCGAACUUUUUGUCGAGCUUCGUGAGCCACCACUUGAACAAUUCUCGCCUUCGAGUUGGAUGUGUAUUCUGUAGGAAGGGUGCAAACGUUCUUAAAACACCGUGGCUUUCGACGACUUCCCGAUCACAAGCAGAGGAAGCAAAUGCUUCGGCUUCGUAUGCCUCUUCAAUGGUUCUUCUGUUUCGGACAUAGAUAGACAAUGUGCUUCUUGGAUAGCUCCAGCUUCGAUAACUUGCCUUCGUCGACUGCAUGCAGAAUCGAGAUUUUGUCCUGUGGCGUCUUGGCGCGGUAUUUUCCUCUUUCCGACGACAGCAUGGCGAAUGCAAAACCACGUGCGCUUGCACACACACACACACAAAAAAAAAAAUGCCGAUGAACACUGUGGGGAGUGAAUUUUCACUUCUUCGUUCUUGCAGCACAGCCCUUGCCCAUUGCACAUCGAUUUGGCUGAGGCACGACCACAAAUAUUGUAUCAAAACUUUGAAAACGCAACAAAAAUUGUAAAGGAGAACAGUGGAACGAUUUCUUCUAAGCUCAAACAAAGUACCAUGGAAAUUUCCAAGCAGCACUGAAUGGUUGCUAGACUAUGACUUGUGUUUAGCUCAACAUGUUGAGAAAUCGUUUGGAAUAUUUUCGUCCUAUUUAAGUUAGUUAAAUUACCUACUUCUGGUUGGCGAGGGAUGUGACCACUUCUAGAAAAUCGCUUGUAUCUCCUGUUCCAUGCGCGGUAAUACGAAACUUUUUGUACAAAAAUGUGCCCUAGACAUUAAAGUUUCGGUUUCGAAACGAGUCCCACUCUCAAUUUUUCUCGAAAUUCUUUCGAUAUUUUGGGUGCCUGACUACCAAUGUGCCAUGCAAGUGUGUACACAUAAUGAUUAACUGUAACUAUUGCAUUCAAUACCACUUCUAGCAAAUUACUACAAUUGCGGUGCUGUAGAUCACCUUAUCACAUGUUUUUCGUUCAUACAGGUUUCGCGAACUUUGAUGGAAAUUCGAAUAUUUACAAUGCCCAGACUUUUUAAUUGCAGAGACUUUUUUUUAAUUUCCUUGACAUGACAGUUAAUUCACAUUCUGAGCAUAACUAUUCCAGUUACAGAAUCUGUCUGUACUCAUUUAGUUUUAGCACUGGGUACAAAACUUUUUGUGAAUACAUCUUACUGCAACCAGAAAACAUCAGUGUAUUCAAACCUUAAUUUAUUUGUCAUUUUAUGUUUCACUGUCAUCUCAGUUCAACAACUGUCAAUUAUGAAGGCAGUUGACGAUAGGGAUAGUAGACGAAUGGGAAGAGCAGCAGCUCUUGCUCUUUUGAUGUAAGAAUAUGUAAGAAGAUGUAAGAAUACUUUUCACUGUGAAAGGUACAGCCCACGGGAAAGGGUAAGGUUAAAUGGAGAGGAGGAAAAGGGUGGGAGGAGAGAAGACUCACUGAGAGAGUGAUUGCUCAAGAUAAAGCUGGCUCUUGAUGCUGGAAAAUGCAAUGUAAAAGGGGAACAACGCUACACGUAAUAAAACGAGGGUCAAAAUCCUCA
Ornithodoros turicata is the source of this 3582-nucleotide messenger RNA. RefSeq names its product gem-associated protein 8-like. Bases 273 to 896 code for a protein of 207 amino acids. The transcript is spliced from 5 exons. The record is from RefSeq and is a predicted model, not a curated record. Gene Ontology annotation, cellular component: SMN complex. NCBI's taxonomy places the organism in Eukaryota, Metazoa, Arthropoda, Arachnida, Ixodida, Argasidae. Gene Ontology annotation, biological process: spliceosomal snRNP assembly.